ACACCGUCAUACCAUGUAGAAAACAGCGCUUAUAAGCAUAUUGAAAAAUGGUGUCGCCGGUUUUGAGGUUAUGUAUGAGAUAUCGUGUUACAGGGUUAAGCAGUGGUACUGGUCAAAAGUCACCCGCUCUUUUCCAUAAAUUUAUAACUAAACGAUAUGUUGAAUUUAAUUUUUCCCCAGAAAAACCAUGUGAAGGAAAAGGUGAAACCAGUCGGAUGAAUCUGUGCCAGGCUAUUAACAGUGCAUUACAUACAACUUUAGUAAAUGAUCCCACAGCAGUUGUCUUUGGAGAAGAUGUGGCAUUUGGUGGGGUUUUUCGUUGCACUCUAGACCUUCAAAAAAGAUUUGGUAAGGACAGAGUGUUCAAUUCACCAUUAUGUGAGCAAGGAAUCGUAGGAUUUGGGAUUGGCUGUGCUGUUGCAGGGACAACAGCAGUUGCAGAAGUCCAAUUUGCUGAUUAUAUCUUCCCAGCAUUUGAUCAGCUUGUGAAUGAAGCUGCUAAAUACAGAUACCGAAGUGGGAACCAGUUUGACUGCGGCAAGUUGACUGUUCGGGCAGCUUGGGGUGCUGUGGGCCAUGGCUCUCUAUACCAUUCCCAGAGCCCUGAAAGCUUUUUUGCACAUGCAGCAGGUUUGAAGAUCGUAAUUCCAAGGGGCCCGAUUAAGGCAAAGGGUCUGCUGCUGGCCUGCAUCCAGGACAAGGAUCCCUGCAUCUUCUUUGAGCCCAAAGUGCUCUAUCGAGCUGCUGUGGAAGAUGUCCCAGUCAAGGAGUAUACACUGCCGCUGGGGAAAGCAGAUGUCUUGGUUGAAGGUGAUGCCGUGACUCUCAUUGGCUGGGGAACUGAGGUGCACAUAUUGAAGGAGGUUGCAGACAUGGCUAAGGAACAGUUGAAGGUUCAGUGUGAGGUUAUUGAUCUGGUCACAAUUAACCCAUGGGAUGUGGAGACAGUCUGCAAUUCAGUGAAGAAAACUGGACGUGUCAUCGUAGCACAUGAAGCUCCACUGACAGGUGGCUUCGCAUCAGAAAUAACAGCUGUAAUUCAGGAGGAAUGCUUCUUGCAUUUGGAAGCACCUGUACAACGAGUGACUGGAUUCGAUACCCCAUUUCCACAUGUUUUUGAACCAUUCUACCUUCCAGACAAAUGGCGGUGUUUUGAUGCUGUAAAGAAAACACUGACCUACUGAAUGUAUAAGUUUCUGUACAUUUUACGAGGAUUUUUAGGGGUCAUGUGGUUCAUUAUUGGGCACUGAAUUGCAGAAAAUCUUACAAGGUCUGAAUCUGUAAGCAGUCUACCUUAUAAGUGACAACUGAAACUACAUCAGAACUGUAACUCACUUUUUUAUAAAAUGCAUAUUUAAGUUAUAUUUUCUGAGGAAAACUUACUGAGGCCUGCCAUUAGAUGAAUGUGUAUUGACAUUCCCAAGAGUAAUGCUUGAUUCAAGAUAGCACAGAAAUGCAUCUCUGAUAUCAAGGAAAAGUUAUGAAAUUACUAUAAUUGGAGUUGCAAAGAACAUGUUGGUACAUCUGCAGAUGGAGGUGCAGAUUUUGCAGGUAUGGGUGCCUUGGGAUAGGGUCAAGAAAAUAUUAGGCAUAAACUUGUUAAAAUUACUGAUAAAACUUCCCCCCCAUAAAAUGUUGGUAGUCUGAAUAGGUAUUUGGAAUCUUAUAUGCCAUUUGAGGUUCUCACAGAUGUGAACGUGACAUGGUAUAGUGUGACAGAUACCAGUGUUCUAGAGCAAACAUCUGCAGAACAGAAGUGAAGCAAACGUGUGUUACUUCUUCUGCCCCUAGCAUAGAGGCAGCAGCUACCAGACUACACGGUGUCAUGACCAAUAAAGAGAAAUCUCCCCAGUUCUCAGUGCAGAUUUCCCUCCUAUGAGAAAAACUUAAAAGUGGCUCUGAAAAGUGCGAAAUUUCUCUCAAAAACAGGAUUUGGUUCCCUAAAAAGGGCCAUCGUUACUAACUGUUCUGUUUCACGCCUGUGGCAAUAAAGCAGUGUGCCCUCUACAAGGCCAUUUUGUGUCCAUUUUCUCUCAUUUGCUUGGAUCAGGUUUCUCUUGUCAUCUGUUAUGCUUGUAACUUGCCUGUAUAAGCAAGCCUGUUCCUAAACCUACACACUUCAACCCUGAAGGUGAAAGCAACAUAUCCUCUGAAAUGUCAGUGCCCUCCCACAAAUCUAUGCAGUGUCACAACCAAGAAGACCACAGUCUUAAUAAUCACUCCCAUGAAAACCUCAGAACCAAUAAUAUUCCCAAUAUUUUUUAUCUUGUUUCAAGCUACAAUGGUGUCACUCAUAAAAUCUUUCAGUUGUAUAUUUAUGCAUCAUGUUCAGAUUAAUUUAAUGAGAAUGCUUCCCUCCCAGUACAGUCAAACAGUCCAGCUCUAAGAGUGUACUGUUCAUUCCUCCAAUCAAUUUCAUUCUUGUCGCAUACGUUAGACACAAACCUGUUCCUGGUGAAGAA
Messenger RNA from Cryptotermes secundus, 2462 nucleotides. RefSeq names its product 2-oxoisovalerate dehydrogenase subunit beta, mitochondrial (gene BckdhB). Bases 48 to 1184 code for a protein of 378 amino acids. The transcript is spliced from 8 exons. The record is from RefSeq and is a predicted model, not a curated record. NCBI's taxonomy places the organism in Eukaryota, Metazoa, Arthropoda, Insecta, Blattodea, Kalotermitidae. Gene Ontology annotation, molecular function: catalytic activity. Gene Ontology annotation, biological process: response to nutrient; branched-chain amino acid catabolic process.